AUGCCAGUAACGAAUCCUUUUGCCACUGAGACUCUCCUAUUCGUCCCGCUUUACCUUCUUCUGCUUCCGUUACACACGCACCAACCUCACCUGAUAAAAAGAAAAAAAGCCAGGAGUGCCGACACGCGUAUGACUCUCUGCGAUCAUUCCCACUCAAUCAUCGCUCGGAUGUGGAGUAACUAUAAAUCAGCAGGGGCAUCUUCAAAGUUUUUUUUUAAAAAAAUAAAAAAAGACCCAAAAGAGUCUCUGAAUAUUCGUAUGUAUGCACCGGUCCACCCCACAAGGCAACUCAUGCACUGUGCACUCCUUUUAACUUGUGUGCUGUUCCCCACAACAAACACCCCACUUGAAAUCAACACGGCCGACAUGUUCUUCGAUUUGAUUAACCUAAGUUUUUAA
Messenger RNA from Trypanosoma brucei brucei TREU927, 399 nucleotides. RefSeq lists its product as hypothetical. NCBI's taxonomy places the organism in Eukaryota, Euglenozoa, Kinetoplastea, Trypanosomatida, Trypanosomatidae. The record is from RefSeq and is a predicted model, not a curated record. The transcript has a single exon. Bases 1 to 399 code for a protein of 132 amino acids.